AAGGAUGGAUCAAUGCCUCGAGAAGCAAACAAAUUUACUUGUGUAGGAGUCGAUAAGGUUUAGGAGUACGUGUGCUUUUACUUAAGAAUCUAGCUUUAAGUCAUAGUUUAAGUAACUUGUUUGUAGUUACAGUGAAUAUUAGUUGGCAACCCUAGCUUUAAGACAAGUAGCGAUUAAGACUCGUUGUAACUAGCGAUUAAGACUCGUUGUAAAGGACACGCCAUUUUAAAAAAUAAAAGAGAUUCAUUCGAUUUUUGCUAGCGAAGACUUCGGACGUUCAUUUUAUUUUGAUCACUUUGCCUUCUGCAUAUUUUAUCAGAAGUGGUCUUUGACCCAUCAUAAAGUAUUUAUAAAGUAAAUUUGAGUUUUUUUAAAAAAAAUUUGGCGGAAUAUGGAGUACGGCGUCAUUGAUGCAGAAAAAUAUUCGUUGCUCCAGCUGAAAGCCUGGUGCACCGCUGUGGGCAUCAACGCUAGCGGUGCAAAAGCAUCGUUGGCCGCCAGGUUGAGCGAUUUAUCUGCGGAAGCUCGUGGACUGUGCCCAGGGACACGUGGUGCGUCAAGCGGAAAAGAUGUGGACGAAAGCGAUGACGCCGACGACGUAAGUGACGUCGAUGAUGAGGGUAGCGGUUUGCGCUUACCACAACGGCGAGAAAAGGUCGAGGUUAGAAAUAAAGGCCAGGGUAGCAGCAGAAAUGAAGGCGAGAACAACGUAGCGGAUAACGGCAAUGGAUCGAGACCACAAAGUAGAGACAACGGUGCGACAAACGGUGAGGACGACGGUGAGAACAACGGGAGAGGCAACAAAACACAACGGCGAGGAAAAAGUGCAGUUAGAAAUGUAGUGAUUAACGACGAUGAGGAUGCAGUGUGUGUGCGAAGCGGGGUAGUAUGCGUACGUAGCGGGAAUUUUGGUGCUUGCCCAAAGAAGAGUACCGCAAACGAGGUUAGCGAAAAUAACGGAGCUCCAAGCCAAUCGACAACGAGCGACAACAACAAAAACGCAGAAGCAGCGGCCGUAGAAGCUAAACUGUUGGAGAAAGAAAUACAGCUACUCAAACUCCAGAAGGCACUCCUGGAGAAAGACAAUGCAAUGGCGAGUGUAGAGAAAAGUGGCGGCUAUGUUUCCUUCGAAACUUUAAAGGAUAUUAUAGCAGUCUACGACGGCGGCGAUGGUUUUAAUAUUUGGUACAACCAACUCAUGCACUAUCGCGAAGUUCUGAAAAUCGACGACGCGAUUUUAGGUGUUGCUAUACACCUUAAACUAAAAGGAGCGGCUCUAGCUUGGUACAAUGCCAAGGUAACAAUACCAAAAAACGUGGACGAGUUACUCCGCGAUAUGAAGUCGGUGUUUGCGUCCGGCCAAAGUGUGCUCGUACGCCGGCGCAAGUUUGAAAAGCGAACGUGGUCGCACGAAGAGAGUUUUGCAAAUUACUUCAAUGAAAAGUGCAUGCUAGGCAGCGAUUUGAAUUUGAAAGACGAAGAGUUGGCUGACUAUCUGAUCGAGGGUAUUCCAGACAGACAACUGCAAAACCAGGCCCGCUUGCAAAACUUUACGUCGGCGAAUGACGUUGUGAAAGCGUUUCGCUCGAUAAGCCUACCCGAUCGCCCACCUGCAAAAGUACGCACGGACCAAAGAAUGAGAUGUUACAACUGUAACUGCACGGGUCACUACGCAAAGGAUUGCAAGAAACCCAAACGAGAAGCUGGAUCCUGUUACGCUUGCGGCGAACAAGGUCAUUAUGCUGUGGACUGUAACAAGUACAAAAAGCCGAAGAAUACUUUCAAUGUUUAGUCGACUCAGGAAGCCCAGUUAGCCUGAUUAAGCAAGUGAUAGUGCCAGCAGGAGUAAAAUUAGUACAGGUUGAAGAUGCAU
Molecule: messenger RNA, 1873 nt
Organism: Rhagoletis zephyria (snowberry fruit fly)
Lineage: Eukaryota; Metazoa; Arthropoda; Insecta; Diptera; Tephritidae
Molecular function (GO): nucleic acid binding; zinc ion binding
Source: RefSeq, a predicted model, not a curated record